AUGACUGCCGAUAACGCUAGCCAGAUUGACCAGAAUACAAUUAGGCUUGUUUUGCUUCCAAAAUAUAAUUCUUCCAUAUCCUCUUAUACUACUAUUAGCUUGAAGGAUCCUACAAAUGAUGGAGAAUCUAGACAGUUUCUGGUCUCCCAACCGGAGAAUAAGCUAUAUUCCUUGAACAAAACGGACUUCAAAGAUCAAUACAAAGAAAAACAAAAGGUCACGAAAAAUGGCCAGCCCAUCAAAUCACUAAUGCUUACAACCACUACCAAAUCUAAUUGCCUAAUCAUUGGUAAGACCCCGGAGAUCUAUGUGGGCACCAUCUUCAACCAGAUCUAUUUUCUACUUUCAUUUUUUGUUCAGUUUCUUCGACAGGAUCAUCUUCGAUUACUAUCUUACGAUGAUCUUUGCGAAAUGUUCGAGGAUUCGGAAUCUCUCGGUUCUCUAAUCAAAAUGAAGAUUUCUUUCAAGGAGUCCUUAGAGACGAUUUGUGAAACAGUCAGAGAAAACGGUGAGACUUUCUACAAAGUAUCCGAAGCUAGAAUUCUUGACUACAUCAAUCAGCGAGUGGACAGGAUUUUCGAGCACUUUCCCUGUUCGUUAAAAUCGCAGCUUCUGCGAAAACUACAGAGGGUGAACAACUUGGUGCCAUCUACCGAAGUGAUCAAACUCAGUCACAUAAAUGCAUCCAUAGAUCUGCUGUCGUCAUUCGUUGAUAAGUACUACCUUAAUAAGGUCAGGGCACGGUAUGAUUUUGGGCCUUUGAUCGAAUACCACGAGAAGCUGGCACAAAUGGAGGAGAUGAAUAAAGUUGCAGAAGAUAAUUUAGAGAGGCUUAAUGAAAAGUUACAAAACAACGGAUCCAGUAAAAGAAAGAGAAAACAAAUUGGUACCAAGAAAGUGGUCAAAAGAAUAGCUGUUGGUAAAGGAGCUCUCGAUAUGUUUUUUGGCAAGAACAAAUAG
Messenger RNA from Brettanomyces nanus, 960 nucleotides. RefSeq lists its product as uncharacterized. NCBI's taxonomy places the organism in Eukaryota, Fungi, Ascomycota, Pichiomycetes, Pichiales, Pichiaceae. Gene Ontology annotation, biological process: ribonucleotide metabolic process; RNA catabolic process. Bases 1 to 960 code for a protein of 319 amino acids. The record is from RefSeq and is a predicted model, not a curated record. The transcript has a single exon. Gene Ontology annotation, cellular component: ribonuclease H2 complex; nucleoplasm.